Molecule: messenger RNA, 4250 nt
Organism: Bacillus rossius redtenbacheri
Lineage: Eukaryota; Metazoa; Arthropoda; Insecta; Phasmatodea; Bacillidae
Product: dynein regulatory complex protein 11
Exons: 3
Coding region: 562-2982 (806 amino acids)
Molecular function (GO): protein binding; ATP hydrolysis activity; ATP binding
Source: RefSeq, a predicted model, not a curated record
CACAGCUUAUCCAACUUUACACAUGUAGUUUGCAAGAUGAGAUAUUUAUGAAGCGCUUCAGAUUUCUUGAUAAUAUAUUUGGAUUAAAAUUUAUAAAGACUGAUUUGACAUUUAAACUUUUAGAUGUUUCAAGAGUUGUUAUGUAUGAUUGAUGUAUGUAGCCAUAUGUAGUAUGAGUGCACUUUUUAAGUACCUAUGUUGAAGUCUUGUGUUUAGUAACAAUACAGAAAAAGUGUAGACUUUUUCAAUUAACUUAUUUAUACUUAAAUUUCGGAGUAAAAAAUAAAAAUAUAGUGAAUUUUCAAUUUUUGAGCAUUUUUUUUUCUCUACCUUUUCCCGCCUGUUCACAUUCCAGUUUACUCCAAGUUUACUCAUAAUUCCCAUGGCAACUUCCUAUUGUUUGAAAAUUAAAAAAAUUCUCUUCUGAAAUGGUUUUCUCUACAGGUGUUGCAAAGUGUAUUGGAAUUUCAUUGUAGAUUUACAGACUACAACACUAGCUGGUGUUAUACUUAAAAUUGGUGGUCUUAAAUUUGAUUUAUUUCAGUGAACUUAUGCUUAAAUAUGUCACAUAACACCUACAACAACCUGUGGGCUGAUGCACAAAGAACCAUUGAUGAUGUGUCACAGUUUGACACAUUUCUACAUGGCGAGAAACCGAACAAAGACAAGCGACAGGCCCAGUCUUUAGUAAGCAGCUUGUACGUGAAGUACAUAACAGUCGUGAACAAGUUGGACCAAUGCUACGACCAAAUAGUCCACCCCCAGAAGAGGCUCACGAUCAGGAAACUGCUGGAUGCGUGCAUAGGCAGAGUCAUCGAACUCAAGCACGAGCUAGUGGAGAUUGACUUGUCGGAAUUCAGCUACUACGAUGAGGUCCUGCUGGAACUGAAGUUGCCACGCAGUGAAGCAGAGGUGCGGUCACCCAAGUACUACCUCAGGGAACGAGAGGAAGAGCUGAGAGCCAGGAGGACACUGAUGGACGGCAUCUUGAAGAAGCUUGGGUUCUACGAGGAAGAAGUGGUGGAAGCCACCCUGUCGGAGGAGGAAGCCGUGCGACUGAUUCAGGCACAUGAGCGGGCCCGGCAGGGAAGGCUCAGGUCGCAGUUUAUGAAGGAGAUUCGCCUGAUGAAGGAGAAGGGCAAGGCGGAGCCGGCUGACAAGAAGCCCAGCGACGGAGGCUUUGCGGCUCUGAAGAUUCAGAAGACGUGGCGUGGCUACAACACCCGUCGCAAGAUGAAGAGGAGGAAACUGGAGGAAAUGUUGCUAAUUGGGAUGCUGCCGCCCACGGAGAUGCCGCGAGGGGAGCGAGCACGAGCCGCGCAGGUGCGCGAGGCACGGCACGGCGUCCAGGCACUGCACCAGCGGGAGUUUGAGCGCCAGCUGUUGGCGGUGAAGGAGGCGCUGCAGUGGAGCCGCGGCGGCACCAUGAAGGAAGAGCUCGCCGACGAAGUGCGAGCCUGGAUCCUCGACUACCAGGCUCACACCGGUAAGUUUCCGGAGAUACCCUCAGAGGAAUCUGGUGGCUCUGCCCUGUUCUUCACUCGCCAAGGAACCGGAAGUGAAAUCAGCAAGUCGACUACAGCCUCCUCCAAGGGCAGCAAGGAUAAGAAAGACAAAGGCAAGAAAGAGAAAGAAGAUGGCAAGAAGAAAAUGGAUGAAGAGGAGGAUCAUGGUUUCAAGAUGACCCCGUCUAACUUCCUUGCUGAGGUACAGACUGCGAUCACCGAGUACGAGGAAGUGUGGCGGGACAGAGAUGAGAGCGGCAACCCGCGGCAGAGGGCCGACACCGAGAUGAUACGUGCCGAAAAGACGCUGGAGCUGGAGGCAGAGCUGAGGAAGACAGUGGAUCAGAUGCUGCGUGAAGAACUGGAGAUCCUGCAGGCGGCACUGGACCGAGACAAAGGGCGCAAGGCUCGCAAGAGCAGCAAGAAGGGUCGCAGCGGUAAGAAAAGCAAGAAAAAGAAAGAAAAAGAUCUGACUCCUGAUCGCACCUUGGAGUCGCUUUUCGAAGAGCUCAUCACCAACGGCAUCAUCAAGAAGUACCCCGAGGUGCGGCUGUCCGAGUUCCGCGGGGAGCGAUCGUACGCGGCGUACGAACUCCGCAAAGAAGGGAAGGACUCGCAACCGUCACUGGGUGACAUACGGCAGCUGAUGAUGGAGUACUGCAUCCUGCCACUCGGUUCCAAAACCAUCCACCAGAUGGCACCUAUGGUCAAGUCGCUGAUGCUGGCGGGUCCGCACGGCAGCGGGAAAGACAUGCUCGUCCAUGCUGUGUGCACGGAGGUGGGAGCUGUAUUGUUCGAUCUGUCGCCGGCAAAUAUAGUGGGGAAAUACCCAGGCAAAUCUGGCCUGAUCAUGCUGAUCCACCUGGUCAAUAAAGUUGCUCGCUUAAUGCAGCCCGCUGUGAUAUACAUGGACACCGCAGAGAAGCCAUUCAUGAAGAAGGUGCCCAAGACGGACAAAACAGACCCCAAGAGGCUGAAGAAAGACCUGCCGAAGCUGGUGAAAAACAUUGGGCCAGAGGACCAGAUGCUCCUGAUUGGGACGUCUCACUGCCCCUGGGAGUGCGAGCAGAAGGCCCUCGCCCAGACUUACAACAAGCUGGUGCUGAUCCCGCGGCCGGACUACGGCAGUCUGGCGUGUGUCUGGAAGGAGCAGCUAUUCCAGUUUGCUGGUGUGAACCGCCAGUUCAACAUAUCUGCCAUGGCGAAACUCUCAGACGGCUACACGGUGGGGGCAAUACUGGCUGCCGUGCGCGAGGUGAUGACGUGCAAGCGUGUGCUACAGUUGCGCGUCAAGCCCCUCACACACGCGGAGCUCAUCAAUGCCCUGUGUCGACACGAGCCCGUGUACAAAGAGGAGGACGACGCCUUCCUCCAGUGGUUCCUGAAAACACCCAUCGGCCGGCGCAAGACACGCGCUUUGGAGAUAGAGGCAGAGCUCAAAGCCAACGCCAUGGGCGUACCCAAGAAGAAGAAGUGAAGAAGCAGAACAACGAAUCAAGAGUCAAACACUUACUGUACCUGUUCAGUGAGAGCAGAUAUCACUUGAAAUAACUAUGCAGAAAUUUUCCAAACAAUAUUUACAUCGAUUUGCAGGUGAUUCCUUAUGUUUUAUGAGAAAUUACAAUGAAAGCAUUUACUUUUUUCUACCAUUCUUAUUAAGGAAGUUAUGCACUAUAAAAUUAAAUUUUAAAAUACUUUUCUUUUUUAAUUAAUAUUUAAAACUACUAGCAGCCAACAAAGAAAUCAGUGAUUAAUAUUUGACAGAAAUCUUACAUCUAUAAAAUCAUGGUGGACAUAAUUAUUCCUUUUCAUUAAUAAAAUGUGGUUGACCAUCCUUCUAAUUUUUGCAUGUAUGUAAUAUCACUAAGCCACUCCCAAUUUUAUAAAUGAAAGGGAAUAAUACUUCAAACAUGUUUUCAAAUGUUUAAGAUCUAUUUCAUAAGAAUCAAUAUUUGCAGGUAUUUUUCUUAGCUACAAGUAAUUUUAAAUAUUUUUAAAAAAAAUAGUGGGUACUAAAUUUAUAUUUAAUGAUGCAUACCUCCCUUAAUAAUGAUUUUAGGGAAAAAAAUUGUUAGUACAUUUGUGUCUCUAUAUCCAUGUAAGAUAUCACCUGCUAGACAUUGAUGUUCAAAAUUUCCUUGUUUAUUUGUUGCACUGAAGGCAAUCAAUCAGAUAUAGAGGGCAUAACACCUUAAGUUGUUUCAUUUUAAAAGUUCUGCUCAGUAUUUUAAGACACUGAGAUUUAAAAAUAUGUACUUGCCAAAUUUAACAUCAGCUCAAACUUUCUGAUCGAGGUGAAGUACAGAAAGACACAUUUGGACAAACUGCACCAUCUAACGCGAAGCAACUAUUGAUUGACCGUAAUUAUGUGCAAUCCAGUUUUAAAACCACAUGAACUUCUUAGGAAUAGAAAUAAAAUUAGAUAAAGAGCAAAGGAAAUCAUAAACUUACUUACUUCCUGAAAAAAUUUCUAUCUGAAGAAGUCUAUGCAACCAGAUUUACAGAAAUUUCACCUGCCAUCUGUCUGAAUGCAGAUAUUUGUUCACAACUAGUCUAUAAUGUUGCAAAACAAAGCAAUCAGAUAUUUUUUCAAUAUUUGAGUUUAUUUACCUAAUUUUAUUGUGCUUUACAUCAGGACUGUCUGAAUAAACAUAUUGCCAUAAAAGAAAAUUCUCAUAGUUUCCUUUCCAUGUUAAAUUAUGUAAGCAUUUAGUUCUACACCGAUUGCUAUAAUACAUCUUUGUU